Molecule: messenger RNA, 1605 nt
Organism: Toxorhynchites rutilus septentrionalis
Lineage: Eukaryota; Metazoa; Arthropoda; Insecta; Diptera; Culicidae
Exons: 1
Coding region: 1-1605 (534 amino acids)
Source: RefSeq, a predicted model, not a curated record
AUGAUCGGAGACUCAAGGGAAAUGGCGUUACGGCGAUUUAUUCAGCUAGAGAGGCGUUUUAAGCGGGAUGAAGCACUGCGUGAGCGGUACAGUGACUCAAUACGAGAGUAUUUGAACAACGGGCACAUAGCAUUAGUCGAAGAGGCGGAGGAAAGUUCCAAAGAGCAGCUCGUGUGUUACUUACCACACCAUCCGGUCGUCAAGGAGUCGAGCACGACUACAAAGAUUCGGCCGGUGUUCGAUGGAUCAGCCAAGACGACCAAUAAUUAUUCCCUCAACGACGGACUGAUGACGGGAUCAGUUAUCCAGGAUCACCUAAUCGAUCUGAUCCUGCGUUUCCGCAAGCACAAGGUGGCGUUAGUCGCGGACAUCGAGAAGAUGUACCUACAGGUGAAGGUACAUUCGGACGACUGUCAAUUCCAGCGCAUUCGGUGGGGCUUCUCCCCAUCCGAUCCGAUCAGGACGUACGAACUACAGCGGGUAACAUUUGGUUUGGCACCGUCUUCUUUUCUCGCCAUUCGAUCACUUCAUCAGUUGGCGGAAGACGAAGGUGCUGUGUUUCCACGAGCGAAAGCAGCGCUCGUGAAUGAUUUCUAUGUAGACGAUUACAUCGGUGGUGCUGAUUCUGAGGAAGAAGCAAUUUUGUUGAGGCAGGAGUUUGAGCAGCUGUUACCAAAAGGUGGUUUUCGGUUGCGCAAAUGGAAUUCCAGUACGAAAGGCGUGCUGGAAGGUGUGUCUGCAGAGGACUUGGGAACGCAAACAACGUUGACGUUCAACAAAGAAGAGCAGGUGAAGAUGCUAGGGGUCACUUGGGAACCGGGGCCGGAUGUACUUGGCAUCGACGUAUCGACUUCCAGCAUAAUCGGUUGCUGGACUAGGCGGCAGGUGUAUUCGGUCAUUGCACGACUUUUCGACCCACUUGGUCUCAUAGGUCCAGUUAUAGCGUGGGCCAAGAUUCGAAUGCAACAGCUCUGGGUGGCCACACGAGACUGGGAUGAGCCACUAUCACAAGAACUGGCGGAACGGUGGACACAGUUCUACGAACAACUUCCAUUCCUCUCUGAAGUGAGGGUGAAUCGCUUCGCUUUCUGUUCACAGCCACAUCUGGUGCAAUUUCACAUUUUCUCGGAUGCAUCGGAGGCGGCAUAUGGCGCGUGUGUUUAUGCUCGGACGAUGAGCCAAACGAGGCAAAUCAAGGUGGAGUUGUUGUCGUCGAAAUCACGUCCCGCGCCGCUGAAAAGGGUCAGCGUCGCAAGGUUGGAACUUGGCGGAGCGUUGCUGGCAGCCAAACUCUACCAAAAGGUUCGACAUGCGCUAAAGAUGGAAGAAACGGAAGCAUGGUUUUGGUCCGACUCGACUGUCGUCCUUUGCUGGUUGCGAUCACCAUCCUAUGUCUGGCCGACGUACGUUGCGAACCGUGUCUCACAGAUCCAGGAAUGGACGAAAGGACAUCGAUGGAAUCACGUCAAGGGGACGGAGAACCCUGCCGAUCUCGUGUCACGAGGAGUCUUGCCGAAGGACUUUGUCAGCCUUCAACACUGGUUUCACGGUCCUGCUUGGUUGUCGCUGCUGGACCAACUCUGGAACAAACCCCACACGGUUUGA